AAAAAUUCAUCACAGGUAUUAAUAAAAAAAAAAUCAACAAUGUGUGAUUCAAUCGUAUGUGAGCAUCAAGAUGGAUAUGCAAUCUAAUGAGGACACUGGAAAAAACAUUAUUAAUGGUCAUCUGCAGAACACACAACUUGGUAAAGAUAAAACUGUGCAGUUAGAAAAAGAUUUUAAUAAUUGCUCCUCUCGAAGUCUUGACAGACGCAGUUCUAUUGAAAAUUUUGGUUUGAUUGGUCUAUUGACACCUUUACUUGCAUUGGUUCCACAUGUGAAUGGUCGUGAUGCACUUACUACCACAUUAACAAAGUUAAAAGGUGAAAAUAGCAGUUUAAAACUUGCUGCUGCCCACAUUGAGGAUGCUCUUGCUGGACGAGGAAGGUUUGGCAAGGCAAGGGCUUAUUUUAAACCUUUUCUUCCACAGAAAUGUUUUUAUAUUUACUCAAAUAUUUGGUACACCAGAUUAAUAUUAGUGGUGAUUGUUCUUCAUUCAUUGUUAAUCUUUUUUGAGCCACCUUCAAAACAAAUCUUAAGUGUUGGUGCAUGUGUAUAUAUCUUGAAUGCUUUUUGUUUAUUUGUUUUUACAAUUGAUAUUGUGAUUCAUGUGACAUUUCUUUCGUGGCCAAUUUUUUGGUCUAAGAAAGCAGAAGAAAGUUAUUGGAAUGGGGUUCAGUUUGUUCUUGUGUGUAUGUUUCUGGCUGACUUUUUGCUGUUGGCAGUAGGAUAUUUUGUUCAUGAGUAUUUAUAUCCACCAUUCAGAUGCUUCCGAUUAGUUAUGGUGUUGUGUAAGGUUAAGAACAUACGGAAUAUUUUUCAUGUUCUUCUGAAUAUACUAACUAGAAUGUUAAAGAUGCUGGUUAUUAUAUUAGCGUUUAUCGUGGUGUUUGCAUGCAUUGGCAUACAUCAGUACAUGGAGGUGUAUAAUGAAGUAUAUCACCAAGAGGAAAACACACAAAACAGCACUCUCUGUUGUGUUGAUAAAGAAGAAGAAAAUCCAUACAUAGGUGCGUUUGACCAUAUUGUCAUUGCAAUGCUGCGACUACUUGUGUUACUGUCCACUGAAAACUACCCUACAUUUAUGUUACCAGCUUUUCGACAUAAUCAGGCAAACUUCUUCUUCUUUGGAACAUUUGUAUUUGUUGGUGUGUUCUUUCUUACUGCCAUUUUACUUGCCAUUAUCGUGGACAGCUAUUGGUUGGAUGCAAAGAAACACGUGAAAAAAAACAGAGCAAAAGAAAGGGCUGAGUUGGCAAAGGCAUGGAAUUUGAUUGAUCCUUGUGGCUAUGGUGCAGUAGACACGUAUGAUAAAACAUUUCUGACAUUAUUCAGAAAGCUAAAACCUAAGAAUUCGGAUGAGCAGAAUCAAUUUUUAAUUGGUCUGCUAGACAGUAAUCAAGACGGUUAUAUUGAUUCUUUCGAGUGGACAACAUUAUUACGUCAAGCAUUGGAAGCUGAAUUUGAAGAAAACAAUGACGAAUUCAGAAUAAAUAGAACAAAAGAUCUAAAUUCAUAUGAAAACAUUCAAGAAAAAGCAAAAGCAAUCAUAGAGAGUGAAGUUUUUUCAAGGUCGAUACUGAUACUGAUAUUUUUGCAUGUCUGUUUGUUUACGAUGAAAUGGAAAGGUCAAAAUGAAAUCACGGCGUUGGUUGUACAAGGGUUUCGCAGUUUUAUUGUUUUAUUGUUUAUGAUGGAAUCUCUAUUAAAAAUAAUUGGAUUUAGAAAGAGCUUAUUUAAACAACUUGAACUCUUAGAUGUGACAUUGGUUCUUCUGGCUACUAUUUUUAAUAUCUUGUGUUAUGCUUACCUGGGCACAUCAACUUAUAAUCUGUUCACAGUACUGUCAAGUUUGUGUAUAUUUAUGAGGUUGUUUUUAAACUCAGCAAAAACGAGAUACGCAUUGCGUUGGUUUCUGAAUAUCGCACCCGUCAUGAUUGAUUUGAUGGUCCUGCUUAUAAUUAGCAUAUACUUGCUUGCAGUUAUUGGUAUGGAGUUAUUUCAAGGAUAUCCCGUACCAACCAACACUAAAGACAACGUCUACUUUAAUUUCUGCGGCAUAGGAUUUGAUACUUUCGCAUGCUCGUUGUUGAUGCUCUUUCAAAUGUUGAGUACAAGUAAUUGGCAUGACGUUAUGAAUAUGGUCCAUAAAAGCACGGGUCGUGGUUGGACUGUUGCUUAUUUUGUUUCUGUUUACAUCGUUAUUACCAUGGUAAUCAUGAACUUGUUCGUUGCUAUUGCAAUUGAGGCAGCCAAUAAACUUGGUCGUUCCACUAAUGACUUCCAGCAACAAAAACACGAGGCUAAGUACCAGAAAAAAUCAUUAAAAAAAAAAGCCGCUACUGUUCUUCACACGUUUGCAAAUAGUUUCUUUGGUACUGCAAGGACUGAAGAUAUCUCACAAAGAAACGAACUAACUCAAGCAAUGACCGGAGUGAAGAGGAAACGCGUGUCGACCGCGUUUAUUGUGAGACAACCAAACAGCGCGUCAAAAAAGAAAAUUUCUGUAGUUCAAUUUCAGAAUCCUGUGCUGGCUACAUUACAAGACGAGCAAUACCAAGAAAAGAUAAAAGAAGAAACACACAGUGUUGCAUCAGAAGUCGAUCUGGAAGGAGUCCCAAAACUUACCGCUCAAGAAAAGCGCAAACAAAACAUUAUAAAUCGAAUGAAAAAGCGGAAAAAACAACAUAAGAAAAGGCGUGUGGAGGAGGAGAUUGAAAUUGUGAAAGAAGUCGAGCAGGAGAAGAAAGAGGCAGAACUCAACAGAAGUAUAGCACGGGCGAACACGAAAGCUCAGUGUCGUGUUGUUGCUGCUUUUAAAGCCACGCAUGCGAGACAGUUAGGCGUCAAUGUGGGUGAUACAGUGAACAUACUAGAGGAUGUUGAUGACUGGAUACAUGGGGAGUUGGAUGGAAGAAUAGGAUGGAUUCCAGCAUCUCAUGUGAUAAUCAUGCGCAAACAGGAAUCAAGUCUGACAUCAUUAAACAGAAAUCCUAUCAUUAUUCCAAGCUUCGAUCUACCACCAAAAGAGUUAACUCGCCAACUAAGUAACUACUCGGACACUCCAUAUAACAGCAAUCCCAAGCAUCGUAUCAAAUUGAAGAGAGCAGGAGAUUGGACACGUGAUAUUCUUGGUGACAUCACUGUUAUGAAUGCUGAAGAGAUGAGAGAAUUAAACAAAGUCAUGCGAGCUGACAUUAGAGCUCCUUCAUACAGACGGAAGGUUCCAACAAAAGAACAAAGGGACUACAGUGCAGUUUUUGAAGAGACCGUAUUCAGUGAAACAGCAUCCAAAAACCAUUGGCAGCCAGUACAAUUGGCCGAAAAAAGACAUGGUGAAUCAAGUAGUUCACUGGAUGGAAAGGAAAAGUUUUCAAAUUUACAGCUUAAAGUAUCAGUUGACCCUGUUGCUACCCCGUCGCCACCAGACUCUCCAAUACGCAAAGAAGACACAGUGGAGAGACUUCGGCCCUCGAAUUUACCCAAGUUGCCGGUAAAACUGAACAAGAGCAGCACACCACCUGAGUGGAUAAAGAAAUUCGCUUUAUCUAACAAUGUAUUAAUCGACAACGAUGCAAAAAUAGGGGAGCCUAAUAACCCGGAACAUCGACCGUCGAGCUAUUCAAGCGUCACAUCGGUUGCACUAGCUAGUGUAUCAAAAGAAAGAGAUAGUGUUAGCAUACAAGCGCAAGUGAGUUUGAAAAGAAAAAGAAAUUCAGCGACUCGUCGUUCAGUCCUAGCAAAUGCGUGUAACCUACGAAAACGUAGUUCCCCAACUGUUUCGCCUGAAAAAGAAGCCCGUGAAGAAUCAUCCACAGUAGAACGAAGUUCGGUGGAUGUAUCUUGUGAACAACGGGCGUGCAAUGAUGUGCAAUUGACGGCAAAAAUAUGGGGUGAUUUGAGCACAUUGAAAAUGCCGCCUACUAACAAUGCGAUGAAGGAGGAAGAGAUGAGGAGAAUACUUGUCAGCAAGCAAUACGAACAGCAGAAUGUCAACAAUGUCACGGCGGAUUCACAGAAUAUCACCAUUCUAUCUGUUACCAGCAAUGAUCUGGUUUGAGCGUUGGCUUUUGUUUCUACUCUACUAGGUUUGUUAUUAGACAUGCGCAGUGCGGACAGUUUAAUUUUACUGUAUUGUGAGUAAUAUAGGAGUUUCAAGCGUGAAGUUUAAAUUCACGCAAUCCGAAAAUAUUCCUUCGCGCACAAGGAGAUGUCGUACUAUAAAUUUAUUUUCUGUGUAGCAGUUUUUAAAUAAUCUUUAAAAAAAACAUUAACGCUUCCCUAUAUAAGAUAUCAGUUUAUAAAAAGUUAAAAAGAAUACUGUAUUCCCGUAAUAAGCGCCCGCUAAUAAACAUCCCCAUCAAUAAGCGCCCUUAUUAGAGGAAAUAUGGUGGUUAGGAACUUUGGAACAUAAAAGUAAAAAUUUUGUUUAAGAAACUUUAUAAAUUUCAACCGACAAAAUUUUUAAUUUUUAAUUUUUUAAAAACACCAAAAAUCAGUCGUAAUGCAUAUUGUAGUUUUAUUUAAGACUUUGAUAAAUUUCGCGAUUCGAAAAAAGGUUGAAUUUGUUGAUUUAAAUAUUUUCUCGCGUGGCUACGUUCGAGAAUUUAUGGCGUAAAAAUCAUUUAUGUAAAUAUUAGAUGAUUUUAGAUAUAUAUUUAUAAACAGAUAUUUUUGUGAAGCAUAUUUUUAUUUAUUUUACCGUGAUUUUUAAUGAGAUGUAUAUUUUAAGUAAUAUAUACAUAUUUUAUAGUUGCUA
Hydractinia symbiolongicarpus is the source of this 4753-nucleotide messenger RNA. RefSeq lists its product as uncharacterized. Gene Ontology annotation, cellular component: membrane. Lineage: Eukaryota; Metazoa; Cnidaria; Hydrozoa; Anthoathecata; Hydractiniidae. The transcript has 43 exons. Gene Ontology annotation, molecular function: monoatomic ion channel activity; calcium ion binding; protein binding. Gene Ontology annotation, biological process: transmembrane transport; monoatomic ion transport. The coding region runs from base 71 to 4054 and encodes 1327 amino acids. The record is from RefSeq and is a predicted model, not a curated record.